This is a messenger RNA of Capronia epimyces CBS 606.96, 3453 nucleotides long. RefSeq names its product hydroxymethylglutaryl-CoA reductase (NADPH). The transcript has 3 exons. Lineage: Eukaryota; Fungi; Ascomycota; Eurotiomycetes; Chaetothyriales; Herpotrichiellaceae. Gene Ontology annotation, molecular function: hydroxymethylglutaryl-CoA reductase (NADPH) activity; protein binding. Gene Ontology annotation, cellular component: peroxisomal membrane; endoplasmic reticulum membrane. The record is from RefSeq and is a predicted model, not a curated record. The coding region runs from base 1 to 3453 and encodes 1150 amino acids. Gene Ontology annotation, biological process: coenzyme A metabolic process; isoprenoid biosynthetic process; ergosterol biosynthetic process.
AUGCGAGGCUCCUCCCUCCUCCCAAAACGACUCCGCUCACUGGGCAAAAGCGACAGCUGGUUGAACCGUACUCUCACAUCUGGUCUACUUGCACUCUCGCAUACUGCCUGUCAGCACCCGAUCCACACUAUUGUCGCCAUUGCUUUGCUUGCCAGCACCUCGUACGUUGGUCUACUUCAAGAGAGCCUGUUUGAUACUGGCGCGAAAUCGAUACAGUACAAUGGCGGAGUCGAUGUGGAAGCACUGUUGAAAGGCAGUCGCACGCUAGAAUUGUCCGAGAAGACUGCAUGGAAGUGGAAUUUUGCAGACGACUUUCCUCACUCUGGAGUUCCACAGGUAUUACUGGGAGCCGAUCAUCAUGCUCUCGUCACAUUUGUUUUCCCGGACUCUUCAUCACUGCAGCUGGCGCCUGAAGCUCAUGCCGUACCUACACCGGCCAACAUCACAGCCACCAACAUCCCGACAACAUCCAAUGUUCUCUCGCCGAUAUCGCACGACACCUCGCUUGCCUUUUAUACAUCCUUCUCCGAGGUCGGCGAUUUUCUCAGAGCAGCGCAGGAGCUCCCAGCCCGAAACACCGCAUCAAGCGAUGAUAGUCAUGCUGUGUGGGUCAUGAAGGCUGCCCGGUUGAAUGGCAAUGGCUCUCGCGGGUCAUACAGGGCCUGGCUCAGUGAGGGCUGGACCUCGUUCGUGGACUUAAUCAAGCACGCCGAGACGCUGGACAUCAUCAUCAUGUCUCUAGGUUAUUUGUCGAUGCACCUAACCUUCAUCUCGUUAUUUCUUUCGAUGAAGCGGCUUGGGUCUAAUGCUUGGCUGGCCAUCUCCGUUUUGUUCUCCAGCCUUUUUGCGUUCCUAUUUGGAUUAGUCACCACCACCAAGCUGGGAGUUCCAGUUAACAUGGUAUUGCUAUCAGAAGGCCUGCCGUUUCUCGUUGUCACCAUUGGAUUUGAAAAGUCAAUCAUUCUGACAAAGGCUGUGCUCUCUGCCUCCUACGACACCAAGCGGCGACCGGUCACUGGAUCGGCAAAUGCUGCCUCAUCAGUCGCUCCAGUCAUGCCGAACUCUAUUCAAGAAGCAAUCCAGAUGGCUGUCAAAGACACAGGCUUCGAAAUUGUGCGGGACUAUGCCAUCGAGAUUGCUGUUCUGAUUCUUGGUGCGGCCUCCGGGAUCCAGGGCGGGCUUCGGCAAUUCUGUUUCCUUGCAGCCUGGAUUCUGGCGUACGAUUGCUUCCUACUAUUUACUUUCUACACUACAAUCUUGUGCAUCAAGCUUGAAAUCAACCGCAUCAAGCGACACGUCGCCCUUCGUAAGGCUCUUGAGGAAGACGGCAUCAACCAGCGUGUGGCCGAGAAUGUCGCCACAAAUAACGACUGGCCCAGUGGGCAGUCCGAACAGGGAGCAGGUUUUAACAUCUUUGGUCAAAAGAUCAAGGCUAGCAGUGUACCGAAGUUCAAGAUUUGGAUGGUGACCGGGUUCAUCAUCAUCAAUCUCGUCAACCUUUGUGAGAUUCCCUUCCGCACUGCCAGCAGUAUCAAGGCUCCCGGUGCAACUAUACCAAGUGUGUUGACUCCAGCGCCUAUUGAUCCCUUCAAAGUCGCGGAGAACGGUUUGGACGCCAUAUAUGUUGCCGCGAAGAGCAAGAAGAUUGAAACCUUCGUCACAGUCUUACCGCCUGUUAAAUAUGAACUGGACCAUCCGUCUCUACAUCGGCCUGGCACGCAAGAGGACCUAGGCUUCUUUGACUACGAGUAUACAGAUCAAUUCCUCAAUGUGGUAGGUGGCCGCGUUAUUGAAGGUGUCCUGAAGAGCCUCGAAGACCCGGCCCUCAGCAAAUGGGUGCUUAUAGCUUUGACACUGAGUUUGAUCCUGAACGGAUAUCUAUUCAACGCAGCACGGUGGAGCUUAAAAGAGCCACAAUCGCCAACGAGCUCGCCAUCUGCGACGAAUCCACCACAACUAGAACUGCCCCAGACGCCAAAACCCAAGCCAGUCAGGCUUGAUAUUGCAAACACUUCAAACAGAUCUCAAGCCGAGAUUGAGCAAAUGCUCAAAGAGAAACGGGCGGCCUUUCUCACAGACGAAGAAUUGAUUGAUCUAUCGCUAAGGGGCAAAAUUCCAGGCUAUGCAAUUGAGAAGACCUUGGAGCAUCCUGAAGCCAUGACACGGUUGGAAUCCUUCGUCCGCGCUAUCAAGGUUCGGAGAGCUGUGGUCUCGAGGACACCAGCUACCAAACGCUAUGCUGCUGUUUUGGAAUCAUCGAAAACCCCCUACAAGGACUACAACUACGAACUUGUCCACGGUGCAUGUUGUGAGAAUGUGAUCGGCUAUCUGCCUCUACCGUUAGGUGUUGCGGGCCCUUUGACAAUUGAUGGCCAGAGCUACUUCCUGCCAAUGGCAACUACUGAAGGUGUCCUGGUGGCCAGCGUAAGUCGGGGUUGCAAAGCCAUAAACGCCGGUGGUGGCGCGGUCACGAUUGUCACCGGUGAUGGCAUGACACGAGGCCCCUGUGUCGGCUUUCCAACCCUUGCCCGAGCUGCAGAAGCUAAGGUAUGGCUGGAUUCGGAAGAAGGCGGACGGCGAAUGCGCGAGGCAUUCAACUCGACCAGUCGCUUUGCACGACUACAGUCGCUGAAAACGGCUUUAGCAGGGACCUACCUCUAUAUUCGGUUCAAAACAACAACAGGCGAUGCUAUGGGUAUGAAUAUGAUAUCGAAGGGAGUUGAAAAGGCGCUUUCCGUGAUGUCAAAUGAAUGCGGCUUUGAUGAUAUGUCGACGAUAACAGUAUCGGGCAACUACUGCACUGACAAGAAACCGGCAGCUAUCAACUGGAUUGACGGUCGAGGCAAGGCCGUCGUCGCUGAGGCCAUCAUUCCCGGCGACGUGGUUCGCAGCGUCCUCAAAAGCAAUGUGGAUGCUCUGGUGGAGCUCAACAUCGCUAAGAACCUGAUCGGCAGUGCAAUGGCGGGCAGCAUCGGGGGGUUCAAUGCUCAUGCCUCUAAUAUUGUCGCAGCCAUGUUCUUGGCCACGGGCCAGGAUCCCGCUCAAGUUGUGGAGAGUGGCAAUUGCAUCACAGUUAUGAAGAACAACAAUGGGAAUCUUCAAAUCAGUGUCUCUAUGCCCUCCCUUGAGGUCGGUACCAUCGGCGGAGGAACGAUCCUUGAAGCACAAUCGGCGAUGCUCGAGAUGCUUGGAGUUCGAGGAGCGCACCCGACCAACCCAGGCGACAACGCCCGCCAACUGGCCAGGAUCAUUGGUGCCGGCGUUCUUGCAGGGGAGCUCAGUCUGUGUAGUGCACUCGCUGCGGGCCAUCUCGUCCGGGCACAUAUGGCACAUAACCGCAGCGCUGCUCCUACUAGAACAUCAACACCGGUAUCUGCAGCGAUGGAGCCCUUCCUUCGAGCGCAAAGCGGGCCUGGCAUUCCACCUUCGCUCAAAAUGACGAACGGGAGAUGA